GAACAGCAAGCGAGAAACAAUAAAACAGCUGUAUUCAGUCACUAGACUUAGACUAGAUCUAUUAUUGUAACAGUUUCUAGAUUCUAGUAGAUAAUCUCUAUCUAGAUCUAGUAGAGUUGUAUAGAAAAUAUUUAUAGAUCUAGAUUCUAUAUUGAUCUAAUUUAGUCUAAGGGGUUAUAAUGCUAUAUUUUAGACAUCUAGAAUCUAGAUUGACUAGAUUCUAGAUAGUAGAUAGAUUCAGUAUUCAGAUUGAUAGAUCUAUCUAAAUCUAGAAUAAUUAGGGUCAUCUAGACUUAAUGAUAAUCUAACUUAAUGUCAUUAAUGAUACUUAAUCUAAGUCGACUACAUCUAGUCACUAGAUCUAAGUCAGUAAGUGGCUGAGCCUUAGCCUUAAACCUAAAAUUUAGGCUAAAUUGCCAUAAAAAAUCUAUUAUUAUGACAAUUUUAAAUGAAUUUUUGAAUUUAUAAAAUCAAUUAGGUCUAGUUUCUGUUCACUGCUAGUGACCAUGACUACUAACUAGAUCUAGUAACUAGUAACUAUUCUAUGUAAAAUUCUAGAUUUAGAACUCCUAGACUAGAUUUAUAAAUAUUAAAAUAAAGUAGAAAACUAGUUUAAGAAGACUAAGUCUAAAGCAUAUGAAAUGAACGGAUCUCUUACGAAAGAGCAGACUUUAAAUCUACGGAAACAAUUUAUUGGCCCAUCAUGUACAUUAUUUUUUAAAUCUGAUCCAGUCAAAAUUGUGAGUGCUAAAGGGCAGUACAUGUAUGAUGAGGAGGGGCAUGAAUAUUUGGACUGCAUCAAUAAUGUGGCUCAUGUGGGUCACUGCCACCCCCAAGUUGUUGCUGCAGGAGUUGAACAGAUGGGUCAGCUUAACACAAACUCACGUUUCCUACAUGAUAACAUAGUUCUCCUGGCACAGAAGCUGGUCAGCCAUUUGCCUAAUCAGCUUUGCAUGGUGUACUUUACUAAUUCUGGGUCUGAGGCUAAUGAUCUCGCUCUAAGACUUUCUCGCCACCAUACUAAAGGAACAGAAAUAAUUGCUUUAGACAGAGCUUACCAUGGCCAUGUUGUAUCACUGAUAGAUCUAAGUACAUAUAAACUGGAUAGAAUGAUAGAUGGUGUGCAUACAAAACCAGACUUUGUUCAUAUUGCUGAAUGUCCUGAUACUUAUAGAGGAAAAUAUAAUACAGCUAGCAAUCCUAAUGAUGAUCUUGCCACAUUGUAUGCCAAUAAUGUGGAAGAUAUUCUUGACAACAUUGCCAAAAAGGACAAACAAGUAUGUUGUUUCAUUGCAGAGUCCAUGCAAAGCUGUGGAGGUCAAGUGAUUUAUCCUCCUGGCUAUCUCACUAAAGUAUUUCAGUCUGUGCGAGCAGCUGGUGGUGUUUGCAUAUUAGAUGAAGUUCAAGUUGGCUUUGGUAGAGUAGGCACCCACAUGUGGUCUUUCUCAACUCAGAAUGUUGUACCAGAUAUUCUGACAUUGGGUAAACCCAUGGGAAAUGGUCAUCCUCUCUCUGCUGUCAUUACAACAAAAGAAAUAGCAGCUAGCUUUGAAGGUUGUGGUGUAGAGUAUUUCAAUACUUAUGGAGGCAACCCAGUCUCAUGUGCUAUAGGACUUGCCGUGCUAGAUGUAAUAGAAAAAGACAAACUCCUGGAGAAUGCUGUCAAGAUUGGCAAACUAAUGGAAACCAAGCUUAAUGAGCUCAAAGAGAAGUACACUCUUAUUGGAGAUGUUAGAGGAGUAGGCAUGUUUUGGGGUUUAGACCUAGUAAAAAGUAGAGCCACAAGGGCACCAGCUACAGAGGAAGCUGCAUAUAUUGUUUCAAGGUUGAAGGAGGAGUAUAUAUUAUUCAGCAGAGAUGGUCCAGAUGAGAAUGUUCUCAAAUUCAAAGCUCCAAUGUGUUUUAACAAGGACAAUGUUGAGCACCUCAUCUUAAAGCUAGAUAAAAUAUUGGCUGAACUGACUUCUAACAAAGAGCAUUGAUCUUGAAAGAAAUAGUUUUUUUUUAAACUUAAUUUUAUUUUUCUAAUUAGCUUUAUAGAUGAGUGAUUUAUAGAAUGUCUUUGAUAGACUUUUAAAUAUUGAGUGAUUUUAUAAGAUUGAGCUAUUACAAUUGAAAGGGUCAUGGAUAAUUACUCUGUGUUGUGAUAUAAUAAAUGCCAUGAAAUAUUUUGUAGCUUUGAAAAGGUUGAAACUAUACAUUCAUACGCAAAUAUCUAAGUUGAAUAUGAGCACUAUUUUUUUCUUUAAAAAAUUUAUGAUGACAUUAUUAGUCAGGGAAAAUUGUAAUGCUUAUAGAAUCAAAGAAAAUUUUAUCUACUUCUUUGUUAUAUAAAUAAUGCAAUUAGUUUUUCUUGAUUUUGUUAAAUUAUUUUGAAAUAGUAUUAGUGAUCUAUCAUGUCCUAUGUACUUUAAUUGUCUUCAUGAUCAUGUUUUUUUUUAUAAAGCUUAUCUAAACUCACUCUGUCUGUCUUACUGUCUGGUAAAAUGUUUGACCACGUUAUUUCUCCCACACCCAAUAUAAAAAACACACCCAAAGUUUAAACUUUGCACAAUUAUUCAUUGACCUAGACAAGACAUGAAUCAAUUAAAUAUUUGUCAAUAAUUAUUUCAUUGAUAUUGAAUAUGAGAAAUAAUGUCUACAUUAUUUAGUGAUAUAAUUGUAAGUGCAGAGUUCUUUCCUUUAGAUAAGCUUUAUUUAUUUUUUUUAAGGAUUUUUUAUAUUUUGCUUGUUUAAAGUAUUUAAGUCGCCAUAUUUCCUGAAUAACAAUAAUGUCUUAACCUUAUUAGGCUUUCCUUAGGACUAUAUCUGUCAUGAGCUUAGUAUAGGCUCUUUUUUAGCUUUCCUUCUUUUGUGGAUUUUUAUUUAUCACUAAAAUUACUCUGUAAAACAGUUGCAUAUCAUGGAAAGAGAUCUAAAUACAGAGUAAAGUAGUCAAAGUUCUCCUUUCAGACCUUGUGGUCUAUAGGGCAGAUGUUGUAAAGGUCAUCUGUUUCUGUGGCCUACAGUUUAUAAGGGUAUGUGCUCAGCAUAACAACCAACCAUCUUUACAUUUCCCCAACUAAUGUCAGGUACCCAUUAGAGCUGGGUGGACGCAGAGGCACCCAAGGUUCCUGAAAUAAAAAUCCCAGUCUUCACCAGGAUUUUAAACCGUGUACCCAGUUUGGAAGCCAAGCGCUUUACCACUCAGCCACCAUGCCUCCAAAAUACAGAGUGGGGGGGGGGGGGGGGGCUCUUAUUGUUGCUAUCUCUCCUGUUGAUGAAAAUAUCUCCAUCACCAUCUGAUGUCUCUACCAGUUUAUUAAAGGAUUGGCAUAUGUUUAUUUAAUUACUUCUUUGUUUAAGGGACAUUAAGAUAAACUGGAUAUUUGAAAUACUUUUAUUACAAAGUUUAUAUCAACUCACUCUGUCUUGUAAAAAGUUUGUACAGGUUAUUUCUCUGACACCCAAUCUUGGAUCUAGCUGAAAUUUUGCACAAUUAUUUCUAUUACUUGACAACUGAAUAAAAAAAAAAUUAACCAUUUAGUUGAUUAAUUAUUUUGUUUGGUAUAUAGAACAAGGGAAAGAAAUUGUCAUUGACUGAAGUGGUAGUAUAAGUCCCCUUUAUAGGUUAUCGCUUUUAAGUAAGUUUGAAACAAACAAUACAUAACUAUACAAUCUUCUAUAGUCAUAGGCACCUCCCUAGCAGAGAGGUUAGAAUGUUGGCUUGACGAGAUGUAAGCCAUGAGUUCGAAUUCAGUUCCCCACCAUUUUUUUUUUGUAAAUGUGUUAAAAACCUUUAAAAACUUAAUAUAACCUUUUUUUUUUUAAAAACAAAAAUAUUUAAUAUGUUUUUCUUGUUUAUUUAUUUCUUUAAAUUUCCAAAUAAAAACAUAAACCAUUUUGCAUUUGGCUAUAACAUCAAUAUAUAGUAGCUGUUUACAAGUUCACAUUUAUUGUCUUUUUUUUUGGCAUUCAUUCUUCGUUUUUAAAAUACAUGCUCAUUCUUAAUAUUUGUUUUUGAAUUUUAUGCUUUUGGUGAUGACCCUUUCUCUUAACUUUGAUCUGAUCAUUUUUUUUCACAGCUGUACCAAAAGUGUAAUGGUAUAUCUAAUGUAUGCAAAUAUAUUUUCAGUUAAAAUUUUACUUUUAUUGAAAUGGACAAACUUUGCCUGCAUUAAACUUUAUUUGGCAACUCAAUGUCCUUAAUGUGAUAAGAUUUAUCUUGACUUAUUUCACUUGUUGACAUUGCUUUAUUGAUGUCAGAGUAUUUAAACAGAUUCCACCCUGUAAACUUUAUUUAUCUUUAUCAUGGGCAUUGGCCAUUUCCUUUCAUCUCUAUGAUCACUACCAAUGUUGAAACUGUCAUGAGCAUUUGACAUGUGUUGAUAUUAUAGUGGUUGUUCCAUAACUAGGAAUUCAUUUCUACAUAUUUAACUGCUUGAAUUGUUUUCGUGAUAACAAAAUUGUAAAGAAAUCCUCUGGGAAUGAUAAAUAUUUGAUGUGUGUGUGAUAUAAAUUAUUUCAACUUGUUUCUCACUACCUCCAUCAAAUGGGAUUGAGCUCAUUUCUGAGUUGUACAAAUAUCAAUAAAGUCUUAACUAGAAUGUAA
Molecule: messenger RNA, 4591 nt
Organism: Biomphalaria glabrata
Lineage: Eukaryota; Metazoa; Mollusca; Gastropoda; Planorbidae
Product: ethanolamine-phosphate phospho-lyase-like
Exons: 12
Coding region: 642-1982 (446 amino acids)
Cellular component (GO): mitochondrion
Molecular function (GO): pyridoxal phosphate binding; transaminase activity
Source: RefSeq, a predicted model, not a curated record